CCGUAUUGGGAACGCGCUUGUACAAUUUCCGGCGACUGGGUUCUGUUGUUGGAUGUACCGUUCUGUUCUGAAUCAGGAUGGUACUCGUCAAGGAAUACCAAGUGCUGUUGCCAUGUUCUGUUGAAGAGUACCAGGUCGGGCAGCUGUACUCGGUGGCGGAGGCCAGCAAGAACAACACGGGGGGCGGCGAGGGCAUCGAGAUCCUCCGCAACGAGCCCUAUGAGAAGGACGGAGAGAAGGGCCAGUACACUCACAAGAUUUACCACAUACACAGUAAGGUGCCCGGCUUCAUCCAGAUGUUUGCUCCUGAGGGAGCGCUCGUGUUCCAUGAAAAAGCCUGGAAUGCCUACCCAUACUGUCGCACCAUUGUUACGAAUGAAUAUAUGAAGGAUGAUUUCUUCAUUAAGAUUGAGACUUGGCAUAAACCAGACAUGGGAACCAGCCACAACCCUCAUGGUCUUCCCCCAGAAGAAUGGGAGGAGGCUGAAGUGGUUCCCAUCGACAUAGCAGAUCGCUCCCAGGUGGACGAUGUGGAUUAUAAGCCAGAUGAGGACCCUGCUAUAUUCCACUCAGAGAAAACAGGCAGAGGGCCACUAGGACCCGGUUGGAAGAAAGAGCUCCAUAACAGCAGCUGCCCCUACAUGACGGCAUAUAAGCUGGUGACGGUGCACUUCCGCUGGUGGGGCUUGCAGGGCCGAGUAGAGAGCUUCAUUCACAAGCAGGAGAAGCGUCUCUUCACUAACUUCCACCGGCAGCUCUUCUGUUGGCUGGACCGCUGGGUGGACCUCUCCAUGGACGACAUCCGACGCAUGGAGGAGGAGACACAGAGAGAGCUGGACCAGAUGCGAAACGAGGGGGAUGUGCGAGGCAUGAAGGCAGGCGAGGACUAGAGGAGGCGGAGUCUGCCUUCACCCCUCUUUUUCGCCCAAUCACAGUUUGCCACAUCAUCACUAAGCCCCUUCCAAACAGGAAGGAGGUCAUCCCUGCCCCAGGAAGCGUUUUGUGUGUGUGUGUGCGUGUGAGUGUGUGCGUAUGUGAGUGUGUGCGUGUGUGUGUUUGCGGGUUUUCUGUGUUAAGGACUCUUCUGCAGCCAAACCUCUUUGGACGUCGUGUCCUCACGCUAAGCAUCAUGUCUGUUACGCUCUCUCUGUGUUCCAUUAAAUGAAGUAUUAGAACUGUUCCGUCUGUCGCAUGGUUACCAUGGAACCAUCAGCACAUGAAGAGGAGAUGGUCAGAGGAACAUUUCACUAAACUCAACCAUGAUAAACUACUAAAGCCCCUACCCCUACCGUUCUGUGUGUGUGUGUGGGUGGGUGCAGUGUAGCAUGGAUGACAGUCAUAGCGUUUUUAAAUCUUGAGUGUACUACAGUGAAGCCCCGCCCACUUCUGGCUGCUUAGCAACAGGACAUGCCUUUGCUAGGUGGGCGUGGUCUGACGAGUGUUUUACACACUGUAAUAAAACACACAUAUUCUGUGUGUGUGUGUGUGUAUGUGUCUGAUUUACACACUUGUAAGAAUGAAUAAAACACUCUCAUGACAGCCUC
Messenger RNA from Alosa alosa (allis shad), 1544 nucleotides. It is a transcript of the gene pitpnbl, whose product is annotated as phosphatidylinositol transfer protein, beta, like. The coding region runs from base 78 to 890 and encodes 270 amino acids. Gene Ontology annotation, cellular component: cytoplasm. The transcript has 11 exons. Gene Ontology annotation, molecular function: phosphatidylcholine intramembrane carrier activity; phosphatidylcholine binding; phosphatidylinositol transfer activity. Lineage: Eukaryota; Metazoa; Chordata; Actinopteri; Clupeiformes; Clupeidae. Gene Ontology annotation, biological process: phospholipid transport. The record is from RefSeq and is a predicted model, not a curated record.